GGAAGACCCGCGCGGCUUCUCAUUGCCAGUCCAACUCGAGGGCCCGGCGUAAAAGGUCUGUCGGAAAAUAGUGCUGGUUGGAUAGUCGGAUGGCGCCUCAAGGUAUCAUUCCCACAGGCUGCUCACUCACGUGGAUCCGGCGGCAAGACUGAUCUUCUUAACACGCGCUAACGAGGACGAAGAACAAUAAUGAAGGUGCUCCUCGGAGUUGUGCUGCUCUUCGUCGGCCGAAGCUGUGCCUUCGAUAUUAACCUCUUGUCUAGAGACGUCUUCAAUGCCAAAUGUGAAAAUAGGACGUGUUUAGGAGAAAUCCAGUGUAGUGCCUUGAGUGAGUUGAGAGGCAAGUCUGAUACAGUCUUACUGGUGGAGCCGAUCAGUGCAACAACUAUUCCAUCACACGUGACUGGCAUCUCUACAGAAUCCAUUACCAAUGCUGAUAUCAAUUACACUUCAUCGCCAAUUGCUGAAGUUACGCCGUCAACAGAGGAGGCCACAAGGCAAAAAAGAAACGUUGAGACUGAAAAGUGCUUUUUGGUGUACAACGAAAAUUUAAUAGGAAAUGAAACUGACGCCAAUGAAAGUAAUGGUUCAAAGACAGUAAACUGGCAAGUGUGGUUGUACGGAUUUCUCUCCGUCGGAUUUAUCAGCUUGUCGGGCAUUUUCGGCGUCGUCUUUGUACCUCUGAUGAAAAAGAAAAUAUUUGAAGUUGUGCUGAGAUAUUUGGUGGGCCUCGGAAUCGGGGCUUUGAGCUCCACAGCGAUUUUCCAACUCAUUCCAGAGUGUUUUGAAAUUAUGGACAGGGACUACUUGUCUUCAUCAGUGGUCAUCUGGAUGACCAUUUGGGUGUUUUUUGUGUUUGAAAGCGUCUGCAAAAUAGUUCUUAAUGGAGUGGAAAGUCACCACGGCCACAGUCACUCGAACAGACGAGCGUCCGCUGAAAAAUCCAGCAGACCCAUCUACAAGCCGAAAAAUGAUAAUGCAGACAUAGAAGUGGACUGUUUUUUGCCCAAAUCAUUUGAAAAUGGAAAUGCCAAAGCCGAGGAAGAGUCAAAGUUUUUGGAAGUGCUUCCGGCCGGUAGUGCAAAAUUGAAUUCUGAAAACAAGAUGGCUUUUCACCACAGGAGUCACGAUUUCCUGGCUGAGCCGCCCAGAAAAGGCUCUGGCACACUGGCCUCAAUUUCCUCCGUCGCCUGGAUGAUCAUUUUGGGCGACGGAAUCCACAAUUUCAUCGACGGCGUUUCCAUCGGUGCUGGUUUCACUCAAAGUCCCCUCGCUGGCUGCAGCAUAAGUCUGGCCAUUAUUUUUGAAGAGUUCCCUCAUGAACUGGGUGAUUUUGCAAUAUUGAUCAGUUCUGGAAUGUCUGUGAAAAAGGCAUUGGCUUUCAACUUUGCGUCGGCCUGCACUGCUUUCCUCGGACUGGUUUUGGGAAUUUCACUUGAAUCGUUUCAAAUUAAUUCCUACAUUUUCGGUCUGGCUGGAGGUCUCUUCCUGUACAUCUCUUUAUCGGACUUGAUUCCGCAACUCAACAAUAUGCUCGACGAAGCUUUAGAAGAGGAAAAUGGAGGCAAAAUGAAAUCAACGUGGAUCCUCAUUCAACAAAAUCUCGGUAUUUUGACUGGGAUGGUGCUCAUCUAUUUGAUUACCAGAUUUGGUCACCUCAUACAAAUAGGCGAAUAAGAACACUGUAUUAUUAAUUUCUGUUUAAAACUUGCCAAUAAUGAUUUGUAUUUUUGAAAAAACCCAAUGAACUGAAGCGAAUGCUUUUAUGCAUAAAAUUUUGACGUGCCAUUAAACAACAAACAUAAUAUUUAAGAAACUGCAGUUUUUAAUUCUUUCACUCUAGUUGAGUUUUAUUUUAUUAGAAUUCACAACUUGUUAUGAUCACAAAAUGGUAAAAUCUGCAACUCGCAUUUUUUCAAUUCACAUUUUAUCACAGUCUUUAGCUUCAAGUAUCAAAUCAGAAAUCCAUGCACGGGUUCGGAUCACUAGUAAAUUUAUCCCAGAUCGCUGAUUGCCUUUGCGGAGUAAUGUGGUGUCCCGUAAAUCUAGAAAAAGUUAAUCAUUUAAUAAAGAACAGAUACACAAUUAUUAUAAAAAAAAAAUUGCAUAAAAAUUCAAAUUGUUUUCUAU
This is a messenger RNA of Neocloeon triangulifer, 2130 nucleotides long. Its product is annotated as metal cation symporter ZIP14-like. The transcript is spliced from 8 exons. Bases 190 to 1677 code for a protein of 495 amino acids. Lineage: Eukaryota; Metazoa; Arthropoda; Insecta; Ephemeroptera; Baetidae. Gene Ontology annotation, molecular function: zinc ion transmembrane transporter activity. The record is from RefSeq and is a predicted model, not a curated record. Gene Ontology annotation, biological process: intracellular zinc ion homeostasis; zinc ion import across plasma membrane. Gene Ontology annotation, cellular component: membrane.